CAAAAGGGUACCCAGGAGCUAGCAGCAGCAAUCGGAUCACACGCACACGCGCAGGCGCAGACAACGCCAGCGCUAGCUGCAGCCACGGCCUUCCCUCCAUGUAAUACAAACCCCUGCUCCUUCUUUAAUUCCACCGGGAACUCGCGAUUUUGGCGCUUCCCCGUGCGUGCUGUCAGUCCGUCACCUGCCAAGCCCCCACGCCGGAGAAGAAAUCAACAAUUAAGCCGCAGCAGAACCUGCUAAACCUGUCGAUCCAGCUCUCUUCCGUGCACAGCGCUCGCCGCUGGUCCGUCCAUCUUCCCGGCCAUUCCGUCCAUCCACGUACAGCAGCUAGCCAUGCUAUCGACGGGCCGCGUGCUGGGCUCGCCAGCGUGCGCCCGGCGGCGGCCCUUCUUGGACGACGCCAGGCCCAUGCGUGCGGUGGCGCGCGGCGGCUCUUCGAACCCGACGACUGGAUGCAUCGAGGCCGCGGCCGCCGCGCCGUGGAGCGGCGCUCUCGCGCACGCGCCGCCGAGACACCUGCUGCUGGAUGACACGCCGCUGCCGUCGGAGCAGAGGGUGCGGCAAGUCGUGCUGAAGCAGGCGGCGCUCGCGACGCCGAGGCCGGCGCGGCUGGCCGGCGGCGGGCUGGACGCGGCGUUCGACCGCUGCGGCGCGGUGUGCAAGGAGUACGCCAAGACGUUCUACCUCGCGACGCAGCUCAUGACACCGGAGAGGAGGCGGGCGAUCUGGGCGAUAUACGUGUGGUGCAGGAGGACAGACGAGCUGGUGGACGGGCCGAACGCGUCCCACAUCACGGCCCUGGCCCUGGACCGCUGGGAGUCGCGCCUCGACGACGUCUUCGCCGGCCGGCCCUACGACAUGCUCGACGCCGCCCUCGCCGACUCCGUCGCCGCCUUCCCCGUCGACGCGCAGCCGUUCCGGGACAUGAUCGAGGGGAUGCGCAUGGACCUCGUCAAGUCCCGGUACCAGAGCUUCGAUGAGCUCUACCUCUAUUGCUACUACGUCGCCGGCACCGUCGGGCUCAUGACGGUGCCGGUCAUGGGCAUCUCACCGGACUCCGGAGCAGACCCCGAGACGGUGUACCAGGGCGCGCUGGCACUCGGCCUCGCCAAUCAGCUCACCAACAUACUCAGGGACGUCGGCGAGGAUGCGAGAAGGGGCAGGAUCUACCUGCCACAGGACGAGCUCGCCAUGGCCGGCCUCUCCGAAGAGGACAUCUUCGUGGGCCGUGUCACCGACAAAUGGAGAAGCUUCAUGAAGGGUCAAAUCGCAAGGGCGAGAGCCUUCUUUCGCCAGGCUGAGCAAGGUGCCGCCGAGCUCAACCAGGAGAGCCGUUGGCCGGUCUGGGCAUCUCUCCUACUGUACCGACAAAUCCUCGACGAGAUCGAGGCAAACGACUACGACAACUUCACCAAGAGAGCCUAUGUUCCGAAGGCAAAGAAGCUGGUGGCGCUGCCCAGAGCUUACUUGAGAUCACUGGUGCUUCCUUCUUCCCAAGGCGCUGCUAGCUAGCUCCUUCAGCCUAACAGAGAGCAUCACUAGGUAGAUCGGUCCGGUUUAAUUAGUGUAAGGGCACAUAUCUACUACCGUGUAUAGCAGUUUUGUACAGUGCAGAUUUCAGGGUGGUCAGAAGAGAUGAUCUCUGUGUGUUUUUGCUGUGAACCUUGUGUUGCUCAUGUUUUUGCCAUGUACAAAGCGCUGAAGAUAAAUUAUGUAUAUGUUAGAAAAUGUGUAGAAUAAAAGUGAAUGUGGACGGCUUACAUCA
Brachypodium distachyon (stiff brome) is the source of this 1768-nucleotide messenger RNA. RefSeq names its product phytoene synthase 2, chloroplastic. The coding region runs from base 337 to 1515 and encodes 392 amino acids. Gene Ontology annotation, biological process: carotenoid biosynthetic process. NCBI's taxonomy places the organism in Eukaryota, Viridiplantae, Streptophyta, Magnoliopsida, Poales, Poaceae. The transcript is spliced from 5 exons. Gene Ontology annotation, molecular function: geranylgeranyl diphosphate synthase activity. The record is from RefSeq and is a predicted model, not a curated record.